AUGUCAUCUAUUAAUGAUGUAAUUGUACAAAUAAACUCUGCAGCAACAACAACAAUCUUAGUAUUAGGUUUUACUAAUUUUAUUUUAGGUGCAAUUGGUCUUGUAUUUAAUUUGAUUAUAUUUACUCGUCCAAGUUUAAAUCGUGAACCAUGUUCAGUAUAUUUUUUUUGGUCAACAUGUUUUAGUUUAUUUGUUGUAUAUAUAAUUGUACCUUUACGUAUUCUUUCAAAUAAUUUUAAUAUAGAUAUGACAAAUAGCAAUCUUGGAAUUUGUAAAAUAGAAAAUUUUGCAAAUUAUUCAUCACGUGCAAUACCUUGUUGGUUAAUUUUAUUAGCAUGUCUUGAUAGAUAUUUUCAUAGUUCAUCUAAUGUAAAUAUUCGUCGAUUAAGUUCAUUAAAAGUAGCACGAUGGUCAAUACCAAUUUUAAGUUUAAUAAUAAUGAUUUUAUAUAGUCAUAUGCUUGUUUAUUAUGAAAUAUAUUAUACAACUAAUCAAUCUGGUAAUAUAAUAGGAACAUGUAGUCCUCAAAAAGGUAUUUAUCGUGCAUUUAUUGGAUUUUGGUAUAUGAUUUUAUAUUCACUUUGUCCAUCAUUAUUAAUGCUUCUCUUUGGUUUACUUACAUUAAAUAAUGUUCGUCAACAUCGUCGAGUAGUUCCAACAAUUUCUGGAAAUAAUCAAAUUCUUCGACGAACAGAUAAUCAACUUUUACGUAUGUUAAUUGCUCAAGUACUUGUUAUUAUGAUUGCAACAUUACCAUAUUCUAUCAAUCAACUUUAUUCAUCAUUUACUGCUAAUAUUACAAAGAGUACACUUCGUAUUGCUCAAGAAAGUUUUGCCACUCGAGUUUUAGGUUCAAUGACAAGUUUUGCACAUACAACUAGUUUUUAUUUCUAUACAUUGACGGGUACUAUUUUUCGAAAAGAAUUUCACAAAAUUAUUCAAAGAUGUUUUCAUAAAAAUCAAAAUCGUGAACCAUCACUUCAUCGAGAAACAAAUGCUAUCGGCAAUAUUCAUAGUAAUAGAAAACUUCUUAUUAGUCACAUUAAUUAUCCAUCAAAACAAUAA
Molecule: messenger RNA, 1065 nt
Organism: Adineta steineri
Lineage: Eukaryota; Metazoa; Rotifera; Eurotatoria; Adinetida; Adinetidae
Source: the annotation of a GenBank genome assembly